Messenger RNA from Coffea eugenioides, 6216 nucleotides. Its product is annotated as histone-lysine N-methyltransferase ATXR7. Gene Ontology annotation, cellular component: Set1C/COMPASS complex. The transcript is spliced from 17 exons. The record is from RefSeq and is a predicted model, not a curated record. The coding region runs from base 471 to 4079 and encodes 1202 amino acids. Gene Ontology annotation, molecular function: histone H3K4 methyltransferase activity; protein binding. NCBI's taxonomy places the organism in Eukaryota, Viridiplantae, Streptophyta, Magnoliopsida, Gentianales, Rubiaceae.
GUUCGAUCAAAUUUAAUGGAUUUGAAUUUAGAUUGAAGAAUCCAACUCAGAAGCUGCCAUUGACAUGCCUAAUGCAAUGGACCGUGGGGUUGGGUGGUGCCGGUUUGAGCCCUCCCACCUACGCUAUAAAAAAAAAAAAAAUUGCAAUGGAUUAUGGAGGUCACCGCAAUUACGAGAAAGAUAAACCUCAGGGAGGUUUGCGUUAAUAUAACCUGUCUUCCAGAGUUGCAAGCAUCCAAUGCCUGAGUGCGUGUGCCCUAUAUCGCCGAGAGCGUGUGCUUUAGAUUAUUAGACCCGCCGGUUUCCGUGGUUCUCCACCACAACAAUUUAGGCGACCUCUUGAUUCGUUUUCCCGUAAGGCUUAUCCACCAUUGUACCCGCGGCUGCGCUGCUCGCUCCAAUUGCAAUUAUCUUCAGAACGAAUCAAUCGUCCUCACCAGUCACGACAACUUUUGUUGGUUUAGAAAGUUAUGGUUUCUUCACUGCUUUGUUGCCGCCAUAUUGAGGGCACAACUCUGCUCCAUGAAUACGAAGCCUGUUUCUCUUCUAGAAAAAGAAUGAAGGUAGCUUCCUCAGUCGUUCCUGAUAAAGACCACCUCAGUGAUGUUGAAUCCUCCAUGGAACUGAGCCUCGGGUGCCUGAAUGACUCGCACAAUUUUGCAGCUUGCUGCGACGGCGAUGAAAAAGUUGGUUCAAACUCCAGAACAGAGAUAAGCUGCCAGUCAAACGGCAACAGUGGCGAUGUUAACCAGUCUUUUGUUGUCAGUGGCUCUUCAAAUGAUAAUAAAACCCAUACUUUAUCUUCUUUGCCUUCUUAUGUGACUGGAUGGAUGUAUGUCAAUCACAAUGGUCAGAUGUGUGGCCCAUAUAUUCAGGACCAAUUAUAUGAGGGUUUGGCUACUGGUUUCUUGCCCGAGGAGCUACCGGUUUAUCCUAUUCUGAAUGGGGCUUUGACAAACUCUGUUCCCUUGAAGUACUUCAAGCAAUAUCCUGACCAUGUUGCUACAGGUUUUGCUUACUUGGCUGCUGCCACUUCUGGCCUUAAACAAUCGAGAGAUUGCCCUACAGAUUCACAUUGCAAUACUCAGAGUAGUGGAAAGUAUUGUGGUUUUGGUUCAAUGAAUAAGGUUUUCUCCUCUGGAGAAGCUUGCUUGCCCACAGCUCCAUUUGUGCCACUGUCAGGUGAAUCUUCUUGGCUUUUUGAGGACGACGAAGGGAGGAAACAUGGGCCACACACCCUUAUAGAACUCUAUUCCUGGUUUCAUUUUGGAUAUCUCCACAAUUCAGUUAUGAUCUAUCACAUUGAAAACAAAUUUGAACCAUUCACCUUGCAAUCUUUGCUAAAUACAUGGGGAAUGGCUAGGGGUGGAGCUGUCACCAUGUCUAAUGCUGAAAGUGAAGAGACAGACUUGUCAGUCAACUUGAUAUCCACAGUUUUUGAUGAACUUUGUUGUCAGCUGCACUCAGGGAUCAUGAAAGCUGCUCGUCGAUUUAUGCUAGAUGAGAUUGUUAGUCACAUAAUUUCAGACUUUAUGGCAACGAAGAAGGUCCAUAAGCAGUCUAAGCCUGAAGCGAUCCAUUUGUCCAUUGAAACUUCUGCUUCAGAAGGAAAGAUGUAUAAAGCUCUUCAUGGGAGGAAGGACUAUGCUACUUAUGGGUGUGAAGCUGAAGUAUCUAGUAUUAUUGAGCAGCAGUGUUCUCCUAGUGCUAUGAUGCCUUCAAUUUGCUUGAAAUCUGUUGGAAAUUUUGAAAACUUUUGGGUUGCUUAUGUGGUGGUUUGUAGAGUGUUACUUGAUUCUUGCAUGGAAGUCAUGUGGAAUGCUGUGUUCUAUGAUACGAUAGCAGAAUACUCAUCUAGAUGGAGAAAGAGGAAACGCUGGUAUACUCCUGUCUCAGUGGAACUCAGCAUUCCAUCUAAGCAGUAUGUUGAACCACGUGCAAAGGUUGCUGUUGAAAAUCGGCAAGUGGAACAAGAGUGUUCUGAAUGCGAGAGUGAUUUUCCCCCUGGAUUUGAAAUCAUGGCAAACUCAGUGGAUACAAAUAUAUCUGAUGACAUCCUUGAGAUCGUGUUAGCUGAUCUGCAUUUAUCUGUUAAGAUGUCAUUGAUUGAGUAUAUUGAAAGUCUUUUAGAGGAGCAAGUGAGGAAGGUAGUUUAUUCUCCAGAAGUUGCAGAAUUCACUGAGGUUGCCUCAGAUGCUUUUUCUGUGAAUGGUUGUAUGACUGGACAAGAUCCGCCAAGGAUGAUCUCUGUUUCAAAAGCAUCUUCAUCUAACAAUGUUCAACUGGCAUCCCAAUCAGAAGAGCGCUUUCAUCAGAAAACCGUUAAUGAGGGUCAAACUUCUAUAACUAAUAUCUUGCCAAGUGUUUUUAACAAUUUGCAAGUGCCUCUGGAUGACCCAUGUCAUAAGGUAUUGUUUGAUAAGCUUCGACCCAUGAAAUUUGAAGGCAGUAGUAGAACCUGUAUUACAUCACAAGCCUGCAGAGUUAAACCCUCUAGAUCAGAUGAGUCUGUUCCAAGGAUGACCUUAGAUGCUGUCUUGACAGUGUGCCGGUUAAGGGUACACGAUCUUGUGCUCAGAGAGUUGAAACUAAUGUUGGUUGAUGAUGCUAUUUUGGGAACUUCGAUGACAUUGACUCCUUUGAAGAAACUUUUGAGAUCAGAUCAUUCUGAGGGUUUGGGGAGUGGGAGACUGGAUGAGAACUCUUUUGAUGAAUUUAAAAAAUAUGGACAUCGAUCUUCUAGAGUGCUUGAGUUAAGUGGGAAGCACACGUAUUACCGCAAGAAAAAGUUGGCUAGGCGAAAUUCGGGAUCAGUUUCACAGUCUGCUGCAACUGCAGGAAGCAUUAGAUUGCUGAGGCAGUCUGUUGAGAAGUCGAGGAAACAUGAAAUUUCUGAAGGCAUACCAGAGAAUGCAAGAUUGGAAAAUGCAGUUGUAAAUGCUGAAAGAUAUGCAGUACAAAGUUGCAGAAAUGAUGUACAUAAUGCUGCCGAUGCACUUGGAGAUAGCUUCUUGUUAGACAAUGUGUGUAACAAAAAGUUGGAAAAGGUGGCUCGAGAGGUUAAAGCCAGGGAAGAUCUUCCAAGCCGCAGCAGAAAGACUACCUCUUUUUCUACUCAGGACACCAAAGAUCUCGAGAAAAUUGCUCGUUCUAGAAGCAAAAAGUUUGCCAAACUAGAUUUGCAGUCUUCUGGCUGUUUGGAGAAGAUGCCUAAUAAUCCAGCGAGUAAAGUAGUGAAACUGAAAAGAAAGCAAGUGGAGGAUGAUAUGGCACAAUCACAAUCUCGAAAAGUUUUGAGAGUCUCAAAGGGUGCUGGAAAGCAAGCAGCUUCUAAGCAUGUUACAAUAGAAAAGGUGAGGAUGACCUGUAAGUCGAGGAAGGGAGCACCCUUUCCCCAAUCUGAGGGAUGUGCUAGAUGCUCAGUUAAUGGCUGGGAAUGGCGUAAAUGGUCGCUUAAUGCAAGCCCUGCUGAUAGGGCACGUGCUAGGGGGACUACACGUGUUCAUGCUCAAAAUAUCAUAUCCAAUGCUCCUGGUUCUCAGUCGUCGAGCAUCAAGGGACUUUCUGCAAGAACAAACAGGGUUAAAUUGCGUAACCUUCUUGCUGCUGCUGAGGGUGCUGAUCUUUUGAAAGCGACUCAGCUGAAGGCAAGGAAAAAACGUUUACGCUUUCAACGGAGCAUGAUACAUGAUUGGGGUCUUGUUGCAUUGGAGCCAAUUGAGGCAGAGGAUUUCGUUAUUGAGUAUGUGGGAGAACUUAUCCGACCUCGUAUAUCUGACAUACGUGAACGGCAUUAUGAGAAGAUGGGAAUUGGGAGCAGUUAUCUUUUCAGAUUGGACGAUGGAUAUGUGGUUGAUGCAACAAAGCGUGGUGGAAUUGCUAGGUUUAUAAACCAUUCAUGUGAGCCUAAUUGCUAUACGAAGGUCAUAAGUGUGGAAGGUCAGAAAAAGAUUUUCAUAUAUGCCAAGCGUCAUAUUGCAGCUGGUGAAGAAAUUACUUAUAACUAUAAGUUCCCUUUGGAGGAGAAAAAGAUUCCCUGCAAUUGUGGUUCAAGGAGGUGUCGUGGCUCGCUGAAUUGAGAGGCUUGAGGAGUUUAAGCUGGCGAUUCCUUGGAUGUUAAAGCUGACGAGUCCCCAGAGGAUUGGAACUGCUGCUUUUUUUUUUUUUUGGUGGGGGGUAGGUAUGGGGCAUGUUUCCUUCGCAUUUCAUCUUUUUGGGUUUUUCUUGUUUCAUCCAUCUACUUUCAGUUCUUAUAAAAUACAGCCGCUACCAAAUUGCUUUAACCAUAGUUUUUAAACGCAAGCUGAUUAAAAGGGCACAAUGGAGAUCAUACCCAAAGGGCUGAUUGAUAAUUCUGCAUCGAUGUGUUAAAUUAAUUCGGGAAUUGUUUAAGCUCAAUGUUUCAGCCUUCAAGUGAUGUCAAUUCAUUGUUUCUGCAAAACUUCAGUAUUGUCACUCUGCUCCUCUUGAAGCUUUUACGUUUCAGAUAACAUUUUCUUCCUAAUUUUAUUUGGCCUUUACAUGCGUUGGGGGAUCGGGGGGGAGAAGUGGAUGAAAAUGAGUAGUUGAGCGGUCUCCAUCUGUGUAUUUGUCAAAAUUACAAGAGACCACACACUAUGGUUCUGGUCCUUAGUAAGCUGUUACCACCAGGUGCUUCCUUUAUCAUGGAUAUCUGAAUGUGUUGGAUGUCUCUCUCUCUCAACUCUUCCUGUGGGUUUCGGACCCAUUGCAUGUGUGUUCUCAAAAUUUCUGCAAAUUAAUGUCAAAAUCGUGAAUGUAAAAAGUUUAACUGAGAGACAUAAUAGUGGUUCAUCAAAACUAUAAAGCUAGCGGACCAUUACUUAAUAGUAUUUCUCUUGAGAAGGAGUUUUAAUGUCUGAAUAUUCUAAGAGGGAUUGCUUGUUAGUCAACAAUAAGCAAUUAGGAUUCCCCUUUCAAAUUGUCCAUAAUAUAAGUGAUUCAUCAUGCUUCUGCGAGUGUCUCUGAAGAAGUGAAAAGUAUCUCUAUAUAUGUUGCUAGACUGCAAGAAAAGGCAGUUUGGAGUCCUAGAUAUGAUAGUGAAGUUAUCUGACCUGCAUGGCUUAUAGCUAUUGACGCCUUAAAUGUGGUUUCAGGUUAUCCCAUUCACGUUCUUCUUGUAAACGAGGUAGGUGCUGGCGACCAGUUUUGGACUUUUGCUACCUUAUCCGAUGUUGAUGAUUACUGACUCGUGUGCAUAUCCUUGUAGAUAUCUCUGAGUUGCAGAUGAGUUUCUCCUCUUAAGAACUGAAAAUUGGUGUUUUCUGUUUUUUGCAUUUGGGCACUUUUGGGCUUUAAUGUGUAUAGAAUUGCCCCAUACCGUCAUUGUUUUCGAAAUGGUAUAUAAAUUAGUUACCUGAUACCGUACAGAAUUAUCAUGGUUUACAUUUGUAGUGAAUAUAAGAGAUUUCUUAGUCUUUAUGGGUAUCAUAGUUUGUCAUCAAUACCAUGAGAGUUAAAGGGUAUAUAUGUGAAAUGAAAUCAUAUGACUAAUUCUCUUUGAUUAUCAAUAAUACAUUUCAGAGGCCAGCAAGCGGCCUGCUCAAUUUUUUCAAUCAAGUGUUAUAAUGUAUUGUUCUCCCCUUCCGGGAGUGAAUUAAUGCUACUUGAUUGCACCCGCAGCUUAUUACAUUUGGGCUGAAGCCAGUUUACUAUUGAUUCCAUAAAUUUUAUUUUCGGGUGAUUAAACUUUUCUUUUGUUAGACAGUAUUGAAACAAGAAAUUACAGUCAUAUUUUCUAUCUAAAAAAGCAAAACUGUGGAUUACAAAGUAUCAAAUCGCACCUCAUUGCUCCUUGAGAAGCCAUGGACUUGGAUUUGAGAAUGCUGUUGAUUUUUGUGUUGGACUAAUAUUACUAGAUGUUUGUCUCAAGUGAAUGUAGUAUGAGUGAAUAUAAUAACUCCCCUUUUGAAUUUCUCAUUGCGGCUCUGGUGUUGUUACAUGGCUGCAAAUAUAGGCUUCUGAAACAUCAAUGAGGAGGGAUGCCAUGUCCUGCCUGAGUGUAACACAAAAUAAUUAUUAUUUUGGUUCAAUUUUGUUAGCAAAAAAUCUUCUCAAAUGCUGAUAAACCCUUUUCUCCUUUUGGUUAUAUUUUAAAGUUUUAUCAAGUGGACAACAGAUCUCAGCAUUUUACAUACCAAUUUUUGUGUAAGAGGAGGUCAUACAAAUCCCAAUUAUUAGUUAUUUUCACUUUUUAUG